AUGAUUCCUGAAUCCCAGUCGGACUCAGACCAUACAGUACCGUGCAAUUCUUCCUCCACCUCUGAAAAGUUGACCAUCAUCACUAGCAACAGCGAUCCAACCUGUACGGACACACCGAGUAGUGUUUCGGUUCUCGAUUCGGAACAUUUAGUCAGUGCUAAGUUUCCAACUGAAAGACAACGUGAACUAGCUGGUGGUUUUUUGUCGGUCAUCAAACCGAAUUUGGAACGCUUGGAUCGUGCCGCUUUCGAACUGAGUCGGUCACAAGUUGAAUUUACCAAUCAGCUGAACAGUCUCAUUGAAGCCGUGAUUCAAUAUUUGCGAGGUUUGGAUCUAACUGGAGUCCACUUCGGUCCAGACGAGUCAGUCCAGGCGGCCUUGGACAACCAUGCAAACUCACAAGCAACUACUCGCACUCCGGCAGCAGCGACGCUUUGGCCCACCACUGAUGUUUUGGCCAGCAUGUGUCGCCUGCAGUGGCUCAAACUGGUCGACUCUGGUCUUUCUGGGGUCCAGUUACCAACCGAAUUAGGAAAACUGACCCAGUUGGAAAGUUUGUCACUUGCUCGUAACACCCUAUCUCAGCUAUCUGCGUUGAAAGACUGGCCAGCCUUAUUGCCCUCGUUACGUUCACUCAAUUGCCGAAAAAACGAAUUGACCGACGGUGAUGCAAUUCCUGUUAGCAUAUUCGAAUGCCCCAAUUUGCAGGUUAUUGACUUCAGUUGCAAUCGGCUGACUAAUGUACCAAAGGGGAUUGAAAAAGCCAAAGGCUUGUUGGUUCUAAAUCUCAGCCGCAACGCUAUCACCAGUGUACCUUCGGAAGUUUUUGUACAGUGCACGGAUUUGAUGCUUCUGGAUCUUUCUGAUAAUCAGUUGGAUGGUUUACCAGCACAGUUGCGUCGAUGCUCCUCGUUGCAGCAGUUAAUUUUGAGUAAUAACCCGUUACGAUUGGCUCAUCUACGUGCUGUUUCGUCUUUGAAACAGUUGGAGGUAAGUAUUGUACCUCUUGGUUCGGGGUAG
Molecule: messenger RNA, 1020 nt
Organism: Echinostoma caproni
Lineage: Eukaryota; Metazoa; Platyhelminthes; Trematoda; Plagiorchiida; Echinostomatidae
Source: the annotation of a GenBank genome assembly